UAGAAUCAUAAUCACUGGUUUUGCUCGCCCAGGUUCAAGUGUCGUCUACGCUGCAUCAAUGGAGCACAUUCAGGGGGCCUGGAGGACGAUCAGCAAUGGCUUUGGACUCAAAGACGCCGUGUUCGACGGCUCCAGCUGCAUCUCCCCCACCAUAGGCCAGCAGUUCGGCUACCAGCGCCGGGCGUCGGACGACGGCAAGCUCACAGACUCUUCCAAGGCCAGCAGCACUAUCCGGGUUUUCUUGCCGAACAAGCAGAGAACAGUGGUCAACGUGCGGAAUGGCAUGAGCUUGCACGACUGCCUCCUGAAGGCGCUCAAGGUCAGAGGCCUGCAGCCCGAGUGCUGCGCCGUGUUCCGACUUCUCCAGGAACACAAAGGUAAAAAAGCACGUUUAGAUUGGAAUACGGACGCCGCCUCCUUGAUCGGAGAGGAGCUGCAGGUGGACUUCCUGGACCACGUGCCCCUCACCACACACAACUUUGCUCGGAAGACGUUCCUGAAGCUUGCCUUCUGUGACAUCUGUCAGAAGUUCCUGUUAAACGGAUUUCGGUGUCAGACUUGUGGCUACAAAUUCCACGAGCACUGUAGCACCAAAGUCCCCACCAUGUGUGUGGACUGGAGCAACAUCCGGCAGCUCCUGUUGUUUCCAAAUUCCACCAUUGGCGAGAGCGGGGCCCCGGCGCUGCCCUCCUUGACGAUGCGUCGGAUGCGAGAGUCUGUUUCCCGGAUCCCUGUCAGUUCCCAGCACAGAUACUCCACGCCCCACGCCUUCACCUUCAACACCGCCAGCCCCGCCUCCGAGGGCUCCCUGUCCCAGAGGCAGAGAUCGACAUCCACACCGAAUGUCCACAUGGUCAGCACCACCCUGCCCGUGGACAGCAGGAUGAUUGAGAAUAACAGCCUGAAUGCUUCUCCCAGGGCGUGGUCCAGACGAUUUUGUUUGAGGGGAAGAGAUGCCAUUCGAAGUCACAGCGAAUCAGCCUCGCCCUCGGCCCCGUCCGGCAGCCCCAACAACCUGAGCCCCACAGGCUGGUCCCAGCCCAAGACCCCGGUGCCGGCACAGAGAGAGCGGGCUCCAGGAUCUGGGACCCAGGAGAAAAACAAGAUUAGGCCACGGGGACAGAGAGAUUCAAGCUAUUACUGGGAAAUCGAAGCCAGCGAGGUCAUGCUCUCCACCCGCAUUGGCUCGGGCUCCUUUGGAACCGUGUAUAAGGGCAAGUGGCACGGAGACGUUGCAGUGAAGAUCCUGAAGGUUGUGAACCCAACCCCAGAGCAGUUCCAGGCCUUCAGAAACGAGGUGGCUGUCCUGCGCAAAACGCGACACGUCAACAUCCUGCUCUUCAUGGGAUACAUGACAAAGGACAACCUGGCCAUCGUGACCCAGUGGUGUGAGGGCAGCAGCCUCUACAAACAUCUGCAUGUCCAGGAGACCAAGUUCCAGAUGUUCCAGCUGAUCGACAUCGCCCGGCAGACGGCGCAGGGGAUGGACUACUUGCACGCCAAGAACAUCAUCCACAGAGACAUGAAGUCCAACAACAUAUUUCUCCACGAAGGCUUAACAGUGAAAAUUGGAGAUUUUGGUUUGGCGACAGUGAAGUCCCGCUGGAGUGGCUCUCAGCAGGUGGAGCAGCCCACGGGCUCCGUGCUGUGGAUGGCCCCGGAGGUGAUCCGGAUGCAGGACAACAACCCCUUCAGCUUCCAGUCCGACGUCUACUCCUACGGCAUCGUGCUGUACGAGCUGAUGACUGGGGAGCUGCCCUACUCCCACAUCAACAACCGCGAUCAGAUCAUCUUCAUGGUGGGCCGAGGCUACGCCUCCCCCGACCUCAGCAAGCUCUACAAGAACUGCCCCAAGGCCAUGAAGAGGCUGGUGGCCGACUGCGUGAAGAAAGUGAAGGAGGAGAGGCCUCUCUUUCCCCAGAUCCUGUCUUCCAUCGAGCUGCUCCAACACUCCCUCCCCAAAAUCAACCGGAGCGCUUCUGAGCCAUCCCUGCACCGGGCAGCGCACACCGAGGAUAUCAACGCCUGCACGCUGACCACGUCCCCCAGGCUGCCUGUCUUCUAGUGGACUUUGCACCUGCGCUCAGCCCGGGGAGGAAGGGAAGGCAGCGGCAGUACCUUCCUGUCCCUUGCUCCUGGGGCAGAGUGUGUUUUCUGAGAAGCUGCUGCUAAGGACCUCCUAGAGACGCACAGGCCUUAACUUCACAUUGCCUUCUUUUCUAGCCUUUCUGGCCCGUCCUCCUCCCGUCUCCAGCAUGCACAGGGGAUGCUGACGGCCCUGCAAGAUAGUGUUAGGGCAAAAAGAAGUGGAUGUCAAGGUUGUGAGCGGACUGGCCCCGCUGUAGGGACAUGGGGGUUUGGAAACCAGCUUCUUUUGAGAGACAGCGGUGCAGCGCCAACAGUUUUGCACAUAACUCACCAAACAAUCCAGGACUGCGGAGAUGCGCCUGCUCUAUCUCGUACCACGGGACUUGCCUGUCACAGCCCGAGAUGUCCAGUGCACACGGUGGCUUUCCAGGCACGGUGCUCUGCCCUCCUGUCCUGGUCCUUGGGAGCAGCCUCCCGUCAUGCUGAAUUCGUCUUCCAGGGGCGGCCCCUAUGGGGCGGGCCGCAGGGCCAGCCCCGUCUCUAGUCACAUAAUUGUGGAUGCAAGGAAGCCAGGAAUACAGGUUUUCUUGAUUUGGGUUUUAAUUUUGUUUUUAUUGCGCCUGACAAGAUACAGUUAUGAUGAUUCCUCGAUUAUGUUAUUUUAAUAAAAUAAAUUAAAUUUAGGUUUAA
Molecule: messenger RNA, 2778 nt
Organism: Ictidomys tridecemlineatus (thirteen-lined ground squirrel)
Lineage: Eukaryota; Metazoa; Chordata; Mammalia; Rodentia; Sciuridae
Source: RefSeq, a predicted model, not a curated record